CAGGAACCGUGGCCGCUGGGCUGAAGGGGUGUGCGGCGGAUAUCGACCUUUGCCUCGGCCUCAUCCCGCUUCCUCCCACAGAGCCGGGAGCCCCGCGCGUGAUGUUGCUACUGAUGUUGCUGAUGCUGCCUCUCUGCUGGGCUGUGGAGGUCAAGAGGCCCCGGGGUGUCUCCCUCACUAACCAUCACUUCUAUGACGAGUCCAAGCCUUUCACCUGCCUGGACGGCUCGGCCACGAUCCCUUUUGAUCAAGUCAACGAUGACUACUGUGACUGCAAGGAUGGCUCAGACGAGCCGGGCACGGCCGCCUGUCCUAAUGGCAGCUUCCACUGCACCAACACUGGCUACAAACCCCUGUACAUCCCGUCCAGCCUCGUCAAUGAUGGCAUCUGUGACUGCUGCGAUGGGACGGACGAGUACAACAGCGGAAGGGUCUGUGAGAAUACCUGCAAAGAGAAGGGCCGCAAGGAGAGGGAGUCCCUGCAGCAAAUGGCCGAGGUCACCCGUGAGGGGUUCCGCCUGAAGAAGAUCCUGAUUGAGGACUGGAAGAAGGCCCGGGAGGAGAAGCAGAGAAAGCUCACCGAGCUACAGGCCGGAAAGAAGUCUCUGGAAGACCAGGUGGAGGCGCUGCGGGCUUUGAAGGAAGAGGCUGAGAAGCCGGAGCAGGAGGCCAAGGAGCAGCACCGCAGGCUGUGGGAGGGUAGGCGGGCAGUCGGAGGUGGCCGGCCCGGGAGGUUCCACUCCACUCUGCCGCCAGUCUUCGGUGGGAUUUUUCCGGGGCGUCUCGUCUUCCGUGUUCCUCUUUGGACUCAGAACCUUUAUACUGAGCUCCGUCUCUACGGCAUCCCCAGCGCCAUCGUCAUCGGGCCAGAUGCGCUAAGGGAGCUGGACGACGACAUGGACGGGGUGGUCUCGGUGGCCGAGCUGCAGACCCACCCAGAGCUGGACACAGAUGGCGACGGGACGCUGUCUGAGGGGGAGGCCCAGGCCCUGCUCAGUGGGGACACACAGACACACGCCAGCUCCUUCUACGACCGCGUCUGGGCUGGCAUCAGGGACAAAUACCAGUCCGAGGCCCUGCCUGCAUCCCCUGCCCCGGAGGUGACGGAGCCCAAGGAGGAGCAGUCGCCGGUGCCGACCCAUCCCUUGGAGGACGAGGAAGAGGAGGAGGAGGAGGCUGAGGAAGAAGAGGAGGAGGAAGAGCAGGACUCCGAGGUGCCGGGGGAGCAGCCCAAGGAGGCCCCGUCCCCGCUUGAGCCCCCGCAGCCGGCCAGUCCGAGCGAGGAGGACAAGAUGCUGCCCUACGAUGAGCAGACACAGGCCUUCAUUGACGCUGCCCAGGAGGCCCGCAGCAAAUUCCAGGAGGCCGAGCGGUCCUUGAAGGACAUGGAGGAGACCAUCAGGAACCUGGAGCAGGAGAUUUCGUUCGACUUCGGCCCCCAAGGGGAGUUCGCCUACCUGUACAGCCAGUGCUAUGAGCUCACCACCAACGAAUACAUCUACCGGCUGUGCCCCUUCAAACUGGUCUCCCAGAAGCCCAAGCUGGGCGGCUCCCCCACCAACCUCGGCACGUGGGGCUCAUGGGCCGGGCCUGAGCACAACAGAUUCAGCGCCAUGAAGUACGAGCAGGGCACCGGCUGCUGGCAGGGCCCCAACCGAUCCACGACUGUGCGCCUGCUGUGCGGGAAGGAGACCGUGGUCACCAGCACCACUGAGCCCAGCCGCUGCGAGUACCUCAUGGAGCUGUCCACGCCGGCCGCCUGCCCAGAGCCACCCCCCGAACUGCCCGUGGACAGCGACCACGAUGAGCUGUAGGGUCGUAGCCCCGCCAAGGUGGGCUGGCUGUCCCGGUGGCCACCUCUUCCUCGCCGGGUGUUUGGAGACAGGGUCUUGCUGCGUAGUCCAGGCUGGCCUCGAACCCUCAGCCGAGCUGCGGGGCGUCACACCACACCGCUCCCCUCUUCCUCACACUCCCUUCCUCCCACCUAGACUCGCGAGGCGGGGCGGCGGCCCCCACAGUGCUGCCCUCUGGACGAGGCCUGGACUCCUAGGUCCCUCCCGCUCCUCUGCCGAGGGACCCUUGGGGGCCUCCGAGCCCCGCUCCCUGGGCCCUGGCUGGGCUGAGCCAUGUUCCAGGCCCCGCUGGCCUCCAAAGAUGGGAUGAAGGAGCCCCCAUCCCUGGCGGGUCACCCCUGUUCCCCAUGCUGCCCCUCCUUCCCCGGCGGGUGGGGGCCGUGAGCGGCUGACCUAGAACAAUAAAUGUGACUACCCCAGACUCGGCCGUGUCUGCCCUGUUUUAUGGGACGCAGAACCAAGAGGGGCAGAGGCGAAUGCGGGGGUCCUGACCCCCCAUGGGGCCGGCAGCGUGUCAGGCACGCACCCCGUUUCCUCUGCUGGCGGGCAGGUGAGACCCAGACCCAAGCCUGGCAUGGCCGCGCACGCCUGUGACUCCAACACGGAGGAGGCUGAGGCAGGAGGGUCAGGAGUUCCAGACCACCCUGGGCUAGACGGUGAGACCCUGUCUCACAGACCCAGGGCCAGCAGCCUCAGCUCACCCCACAGGACCCGACCCCAGCCCUCCUGCACCCAGCACAGAUCAUGCAAGACCUUAAGAUUCUGAACUUUUAUUUUCUGGCAUGAAAAGUACAAAUAAUUAAACAAUUCCAUGUAAAAGUCUGUUACCGCGGCC
Molecule: messenger RNA, 2688 nt
Organism: Fukomys damarensis (Damara mole-rat)
Lineage: Eukaryota; Metazoa; Chordata; Mammalia; Rodentia; Bathyergidae
Gene: Prkcsh
Product: protein kinase C substrate 80K-H
Exons: 18
Coding region: 102-1814 (570 amino acids)
Biological process (GO): liver development; N-glycan processing
Cellular component (GO): glucosidase II complex
Molecular function (GO): calcium ion binding; protein binding
Source: RefSeq, a predicted model, not a curated record